UUCAGACGUCAACAUCAGUGAGUGUUUUAAAGCAAUACGUAUAAAAUAGUGCAAAUCUGUGCAAAAUCUGGAUUAAUUUUGGUUCGUUUAACGAUUUUUAGGUGAAAAUGAAUGAAACCAUUGCAAAUUCAACUACUUCCGUGCGAAGUGGUAAAGAUUUAUCUCUGGAUUCUCCGCUGUUGAAUUUGAUUCUGGCUGCAAGUUUGUUGAGUAGAAUCACUAGAUCGAAGUCUCCGCCGCCAUCUUAUUCACGAACGCCGCCAUUACCUUUGAGAUAUUCAGAGAAUUAUUAUGAGGCUUUACCAUGGUAUCCGCAUGAUGCUCAGCACUAUUAUAAACUGCAGACUUCUCUAAAUGCACAACAAACAAGUUAUCCGAUUAGGCAACAUAUUAUACACAUUCAUCAGCGGCCAUUGAAGGAAAAGCCAAAUCUGAAUCAAAAUGGUGGUGAUAAUGUGAAUAAUGUUAUGCAAACUACUACAACUGCAGUUGGUACGGAAAUGCCAAAAGUUGAAGAAAAUUCAACUGAAACUUUAAAUUCUCAAAAAAUAGAUGAUGAAAUGGUUGGAUCUUCAAGUAAUCAACUUACUCAAGAAUUAAAAGACUUUUUGACGGAUUUCUUUAGAAAAAACGUUCCAACAAUUCAACAAAUUCAAUCUCAGAAUUCUGCUGCUCCAGAAAUUUCAAAUUCAGAAAAUAAUAAAGUUGUAGAUGGAUUACCAGAAAUAACCUUGGACCAAAUAUCUCAAGAAAUGUCCGAAAACGGUCCAGAAGUAACAUCUGAUCAAUUGGUGGAAAACAUGUCAGAAACAAUGGUAGACAAAAUCGCGGAAAAUUUGUCAGAAAACGCAACUGAAAAUGAAGUUAAACACAUGUCGGAAUCAGUGAUUCAGAAUUUACCAACGAGUAUUCUAGAAAACAUUCCACCUGAGAUGUUGGAGAAAAUAUCUGAGAAAAUUUCCGAACAGAUUUCUGAAAAACUUUCCGAAAAAUUUUCCAAAGAUGUUUCAAAUCAUAUGUUGGAAAAAUUAGCCCAAUUAAUCCCAGACACAAAUAAACCAGCGGAUGAUACAGUUUUAGAAACCUAUUCGGAGAAUCAAUCAAAAGAAAAUGAAAUAAAUAGAGAUUCACAAGAAAAUUUCCCUGUUAUCUCAGAAAACGAAGGAGAACUUCCCGAAAAAGAUAGUCAUAUAAAAUUUGUAGAUACAGAAAAUUCUGAAACUGCAACUGAUGCAGAUUAUAGAGAAGGAGCGGCUUCUAGUAUUGAUCUUCAAGCAUCAGAAACACAAAAAUCUCAGAAUACAAAAAAUUCCAGAACAACAGAUGAUGAAUAUGUUUUCGCUGGAGAUGAAGAAGACGAGGAUGACGAAGAAGAUGAUGAUGACACCAUAGAAGAACCAGAAAUGGAUGUAGAACAAAACCUACCAAAAAGAGUAUCACCUAAAUUUUCCCAGAAAAUCAGAAUAACAACAGAAUCCACUCUAAGAAAAAAUUCCAAAGGAAAAUUGAGCCAAAAUCAUGAACAAACACAAGAACGAAUCAACUCCAAAAAACCAUCUCCCAAUAAACGUAGAACCACACCUGCCACAUUAAUUUACGAUGAAUAUGACCAAGCCACGCCUGUUACCCAAAAGAAAAAGGUACAAUAUUACAAUGGUAACAUCAAAAACCCAAAUCAAAGGAAACCCAAACCUACGGAUAACGAAUACGAUGACGAAGAAACUCCCCAGAGACAAAUCCAAGGUCAAGGCCAAUCAAAACCCAAAAAUAACAAAAAUUCACAAAGAAGGCGUACCACCACUACAACCACACCCACCUACGAUGAAUACUAUAACGAUCCAGUUGACCAAGACUAUUCUGGUCAAGACCAAAACAAUCCAGACUAUGAAGAAGAAGUGACAACCAAGCCCCGCCCAGGCAGACGUACAACUCGCCGAGCAAUCCAACGUCAGCAGGAUAUCACCACAGUCCCGACAACAGUCACAGACACUGACUUAACUGACGCGACAACUUUAACUCCCACCACACCUUCAACCACAACCACAAUGUCAGCAGCCAACGCCACCUCUGGAGAGUAUCCAUAUUAUGGUAACAAUAACUAUAACAAUAUAAGCAUUACCUAUGGUCCUCCCGUGCAUCAUUAUCCUGGAUAUGGACCAUCUAACGGUAAUGAACAGAUUAGUUUUACGUACGCUCCGCCUAGUAGCAGUGGUCAGGGCGGAAACCUUGGUGGAUUUACAGCUGUGAGCGGAGGCGGAGCAAGUGGAUCGGGCGUGGCCGCAGCAGGCGUGGCUCCCAUGCUGGACAGCUGGUAUAAUCAGUAUGCUAGGACUUCUAUGUACAAGAGAAUACAAGAUCUUCUCACACCGAAUAAUUUCUACAAUCAGUAUGAUGUUAAUUAUAAUGAUCCAUCGGUUUAA
Messenger RNA from Dalotia coriaria, 2420 nucleotides. RefSeq lists its product as uncharacterized. Bases 108 to 2420 code for a protein of 770 amino acids. The record is from RefSeq and is a predicted model, not a curated record. Lineage: Eukaryota; Metazoa; Arthropoda; Insecta; Coleoptera; Staphylinidae. The transcript has 2 exons.